Onychostruthus taczanowskii (white-rumped snowfinch) is the source of this 1871-nucleotide messenger RNA. RefSeq names its product synaptotagmin-like protein 1. The record is from RefSeq and is a predicted model, not a curated record. The transcript has 11 exons. Gene Ontology annotation, biological process: exocytosis. Gene Ontology annotation, molecular function: neurexin family protein binding. NCBI's taxonomy places the organism in Eukaryota, Metazoa, Chordata, Aves, Passeriformes, Passeridae. Gene Ontology annotation, cellular component: exocytic vesicle; plasma membrane. The annotation marks the transcript as partial.
GAGCCGGGGAGCUGGAGCGCGGCCCCAGCCUGGGGGCCAUCGGUGAGCCGCGGGCAGAGGAGGAGGAGGAUGAGGAUGAGGAUGAGGAUGAGGAUGAGGAUGAGGAUGAGGAUGGUGCCUUGGAGACGGACGAGAGCUGCCCCCCAGAGGAGGUGCCGGAGGCCACUGAGCCCCAGCCCAGCCCCCCCGCCCCGGCCGUGGAGGGGACCCCGGUGUCACAGCCCGGGCUGCAGGGUGACAUCCCGGCGAGGGAGCAGCCAGGUGAGCGGGGUGGGGUCGGGGCUGUGGGGGUCUGGGAGCUGCAGGGGGGUGCUGACCCCUCUUUGUAUUUCCAGAGAGCAGAGACCCCCCAGAGGGAUCAGACCCCCGCAGACCCACUGCCCCCACAGAACGGCCACAGCCCCCCAAGCCUGCUGAGCACCAGCUCCUCUGUGUCCAGCCUCAGCUCCUCCACGCUGAGCGGGAGCCUGCUGAGCCUGUACAGCGAGGCCGAGCUGGGCCGCGUGGCCGUGCGCGGCUGCGUGCAGUUCUCGCUGCGCUACCACGCGGCCCAGCAGGAGCUGCAGGUGCACGUCCUGCGCUGCCGGCAGCUGGCCGAGGCCAAGAAGCAGCGCUCGGACCCGUACAUCAAGACCUACCUGCUGCCCGACAAGUCCAACCGCAGCAAGCGCAAGACCGCCGUGAGGAAGAGGAGCUUGGAUCCCGUCUUCAACGAGACCCUCAAGUACAAGCUGGAGAAGAGGGACCUGCAGGGCCGGACCCUGAACCUGUCCGUGUGGCACCACGACAGCCUGGGCAGGAACCUCUUCCUGGGGGAGGUGGAGGUGGCCCUGGGCACCUGGGACUGGGCCAACACGCGGCCCGAGUGGUUCAGCCUGCAGCCACGGACGCCCGUGCCCUCGGACGGCCUCGCCAGCCGCGGCAGCCUCAACCUGGCGCUCAAGUUCAUCCCCGGCGGCUCGGAAGGAGGGGGGAUGCCACCCACGGGCGAGCUGCACAUCUGGGUGAAGGACACUCAGAGCCUCGUCCCGCUGCACGGCGGCACCGUGGACGCCUUCGUGCAGUGCUACGUGCUGCCGGACGACAGCAAGGCGAGCCGGCAGAAGACGCGGGUGGUGCGGAGGAGCCUGAGCCCCCUGUUCAACCACACCAUGGUGUACGACGGCUUCCAGGCCAGGGACCUGGCCGAGGCCUGCGCCGAGUUCACCCUCUGGCACCGCGAGGCCUUCGCCAAGCGCCAGCUGGGCGGCAUCCGCCUCAGCCUGGGCACCGGGAGCAGCUACGGGCUGCCCGUGGGCUGGAUGGACUCCACGGCCGAGGAGCAGCGCGUGUGGAAGCAGCUGCUGGAGCAGCCCCGGCGCUGGGUGGAGGCGCUGCUGCCCCUGCGGACCAACCUGGCCCCCCGGGCGUAGCCCCCAGGGCAGCUGUGCCACAGCUGUGCCACCCGCGGGGUCACUGUGUCACACACGCACACCCGUGUGUGCCCUCCCUUCCGGCAGCAAUGAAGUGGCACCCGAGGGCACAUCUGGCAGAUUUUAUUGCUGCUGGCUGUUCGUUGCCCUGGCCAGCACACCCUGACCUCUCCCUCGGCUGUGGGGCUGGAGCUGCUGCUCCCAGUGUGGGGCCGUGCCCUCCAUCCCCGGGGGUGGCCCUGGCACAGCCUGGGGCUGGGGGGCACUGAUGCCCCUUUUUUUUGGAGGGGUACCCCUCACUGGGCUGCCCUGUCCCCGGGACACCCACACUGGGAGGACUGGGCCGCCCACCAGCCCCACCCUGGGGGCAGAGCACCAAACCCCCGAUGGUUUUCUGCAGCCAGGAGGUCCCAGUUCAGCCCCACUGCUGGGGCUGCGGGUGACAGCAGCUGUGACAGG